GCUCUGUUCGCUUCGCUUCUGACGACUACAUCGGACGAGACGAAAGCGUUACAGAACACAAAGCACCACAUUGAAGUUUCCUUAAUUCUGCUUCUUCUUCUUCUUCUUCUUCUCUCUCUCUCUCUCUGUGGACUGGUGCAAGUGACAUGGCGAUUCAAGCGCAGUACCCAUCCGGUGUCAUACUUGUCAACGGAGGCGAGGAGACGACGGGCAUCGAUUUGUCCCAGGGCCUGCAGGGAUUCUUAGACUCCUCGACCCUUGUGUUCACCGAGACAGGAGGGGCUGUGAAUCCAAGGAAGCGAGCGAGAGAGGAGACGCGAGUAACAGCGGUUUCCAUGGCCAACGGGCCAACUACAGCGCAGAAUACUGAUAUCAGUAAUCUCUUGUUCUUGCAAUCAAAUAGUCUUUCGCCGACGUAUAUUAGCCUCGCUCAGUUUCCAUCGAAAUCCACUACUCCUUUCGUCUCCACCGGCCUCCAACUCGCCUUCGGAGCCCAGCAGAAGCAGUGCACCAUGAAUCAUGUUCGUCCCUCUCCCCCCGCCCUCUUCGAGGAACUCGCUCCGCACCUCACCCGGUGCCAGGAUGAAAUCGAUGGUUUCCUCAGCGAGCAGGGAGAACUCCUCCAGAGCACAUUGGCCGGGAAAUGGCGAUCACAUUGUCGGACUCUUGUGAGUGCCGCGGCGGCUGCGGCGCGGCGGAGGAUAAGGGCCAAGGAAGCGGAGGUGGAGCAGGCCUUGCGGCACCGCGCCGAGCUGGAGGAACGACUGGCCCGCCUGAAAGCCGAGUCCCUGGCGUGGCGGGGCAAGGCCGCAGCCGCCCAAUCCCAUGCCGUUGCCCUCCAUGCACAGCUUCAGCAGGCAGAGGAGGCGGCCGCGGUCGCCCGAGAGAGGGAGGGCGAGAGCGGUGGCACUGCGGCGGCUAACGACGCCGGCUCCGCCACGUGCGUCGACAUGGCUCCAGGAUCCUGCCGCGCUUGCCGGCGGCGGAACACGGCCGCGGUGGUGGUGCUCCCAUGCCGCCACCUCUGCCUCUGUGUCGACUGCGCGGCGGCCGGCGCCGCGGCUUCUUGCCCCGCCUGCGGGCGCGUCAGCACCAGAAUCGUCCACGUGGCCUUCUCUUAACGCAAUCGCCUUAUCAUCACCUCUUCACUCCAAAAUCGCGGCACAUCAAAUGCCGUCCAAAUUAAAAAAGAAUAAAAAGAAAAUUAUCACAUAUAGAAUAUUACACUUCUCGUCUCUUCUCUGUCCCCUUUUGUAAUUUUUCUAAAUGAAUGGAAAUUUUAGCUAUAAUAUCGUUCGUUUCUUA
Messenger RNA from Musa acuminata AAA Group (dessert banana), 1305 nucleotides. RefSeq names its product BOI-related E3 ubiquitin-protein ligase 1-like. The transcript has 4 exons. Gene Ontology annotation, molecular function: ubiquitin-protein transferase activity. The coding region runs from base 147 to 1121 and encodes 324 amino acids. NCBI's taxonomy places the organism in Eukaryota, Viridiplantae, Streptophyta, Magnoliopsida, Zingiberales, Musaceae. The record is from RefSeq and is a predicted model, not a curated record.